Molecule: messenger RNA, 306 nt
Organism: Phytomonas sp. Hart1
Lineage: Eukaryota; Euglenozoa; Kinetoplastea; Trypanosomatida; Trypanosomatidae
Source: the annotation of a GenBank genome assembly
AUGUCCAAGUCGGCUAGUUCUACGCGUACUUUAAACCACGCGUCUGCGUUCGGCACACAACAUCGCCAAGAUAUCUUUGGCACUAAUAAAAAAUGUAUGGGUGCGAGUCUACGCCAGCGCAGCAGACGUUAUUCGAAACAAGCAGGAAAGAAAAAACAGAAAACAUCAUACUUGCCGAGGCAGAAAAUAGCAUCCACACACAACACCUCCACCCACCCUCUCGCACAGGAAUCGCGCCGUACACACGGCUGCGACCAUUCUAGCGUGUUUUCUACUUCGCCUCAACGUACAGAAAAUAUCAAUUAG